This is a messenger RNA of Aspergillus nidulans FGSC A4, 295 nucleotides long. RefSeq names its product mitochondrial 37S ribosomal protein mS37. Gene Ontology annotation, cellular component: mitochondrion. Gene Ontology annotation, biological process: mitochondrial translation. Bases 1 to 294 code for a protein of 97 amino acids. The record is from RefSeq and is a predicted model, not a curated record. Gene Ontology annotation, molecular function: structural constituent of ribosome. The transcript is spliced from 3 exons. Lineage: Eukaryota; Fungi; Ascomycota; Eurotiomycetes; Eurotiales; Aspergillaceae.
AUGCCUCCCAAAGGUGUCUCGACCCGCCUCAACCCGGUCCGCCUGAACUCGAUCACUCACCUCCGCGUGCGCGAUACGGGUUCAAAGCAGACGACCCCCUGCGCGGCUGUUAUGUCCGCUAUGUUGAAUUGCUGGGCGUCAGCAGGUCAAUCGGAGGGAUGCUUUGCUCUGGAGCAGCAAUUGAGGGAGUGUAUGGACACACAUAAAACUACGGGCACGAAGAGGAACGCCAUCAACUAUCACCUCAUGCGAAUGUAUCCUAAGGUUGUGGGUCCGAAGAAGAAGAAGACGUAAA